CUGGGCAACCAAGGCGACGGUUGGCACGCGCGGGGCGGGAAGGGAGAGGCCGAAGCCGCCAGGUGGGUCCCCGGCAGUUUGGAAUCCCAGCUCAACGCAUGACGAGAAAUGAUUGACUCAGUCAAAAUAAGGAGACAGUGCAGCUUGGAUUUUUACUCUCAUUAUGAGCACCUCUGUGCAGUUCAAGGCUGCCCCCCUCUAGCAUCUGUGAAAGCAAAGAAGUUUCAAGGUGUUCUUGAUAUCAAUGCAGAUCGUAUCAAAGCUGCUGACUGGGUCCCCCUCCUGACCGCUAUCAAGCAAAACAAGACUUUGACGUCUAUUGCCAUAAAGAGCUUUCACCAUCAAGGGUAUGGAGAUUCAGGCAGUGAAAGGCAAGGUCCAUAUAUAAGAAGGAGAAUUCCAGCAGUUCGAUCCAAAGACUUAACCAGCCAGCUAUGUAAAGCUAUCAAAGGUUGCCUGACAGUAUCAAAUGCUUUGGGAAACCUGGAGCUACAGGGAUUGCUGUUGAGAGAGAAAGACUUAAUAUUAUUGACAAAAGGGUUGGCUAACACAGCAUCAUUACAGCGACUAUCUCUUGCACACUCACCAAUUGGUGAUGGAGGUUUGGAAAUAAUUUGUCAGAGUCUGAAGAAUUCUGCUUCCAUCAAAUCUGUAGAUUUUACAGGGUGCAGUUUGACCUGGCGGGGAACAGAACACUUGGCCAGCAUCUUAAAGUACCAAGCAAUGAGGAGACACGGAGAAGCUUGGGCGGAGAGUCUUCGCUACAGGAGACCGGACUUGGACUGCAUGGCUGGCUUGAGGCGCCUUACUCUCAACUGCAACAGCCUUAUUGGUGACCGUGGGGCUACUGUUUUAGCCGAAUGCCUUGGAGAAGACCUGUGGCUGAAAGCCCUUGAUCUGCAGCAAUGUGGAAUUACCAACGAGGGGGCAAGAUCACUCUUGGAUGCCUUUGAGACUAACACAACGCUCGUGGUUCUGGACAUCAGAAAAAACCCCUUAGUAGAUUAUGCCUUAAUGAAGAAAAUAAUAGAAAAGGCUCUUAUGAAUGCAGAUGGAACAAAUGUGGAGUUCAAGUGGCUCCCAUCUCCUUCCUCAAAAGAUGUUAAAAACAAACUGAAAAGAAGAACAGUGGUUUUGGGAAAUGGCAGGAAAGGAAAAGCUACUAUUCGAAUUGGGUUUUCUUCAAAAAAAUCUACAAGUCCUGGUAAGACAUCCUCGGUGGACCAAGAUAACUAUGCUCCAAAGCCAUUGCCCCCAGGAGCGCAUGGCUUUCUGCCGUGGCGUACUGCCGAACGUGCGAAGCACCACAGGACUUCGUCAGGGAAGAAGACACAUGAAUUUCCAUUGCAAAUCCAGGCUGGUAUCCCUGUAAAAGUCACUGUGGAAAGUGCUUCUACAUCUGAAACAGAGACUGAUGGUGCCACAGAAGAUGCCGUAUGUGCAGCUGAUGCCACAGAGUCUUCAGAAGUAAUUAACCUAGAACAUCACCAUCAGUUACAGAUGGAGUAUGAAGAAUGUCAGUUAAGAUUAAAAGAAGAACAAAAAGCGAGAGUAACUGCUGAAGAAAGGAUAAAAGAGCUGGAAAUGGAAAACGCCAGAUUACGGAAUCUAAACUCAUCCCUGUCGGAGGUUCUCCAUGCACAAUCGGUAGCCAGCACAAUUCUGGAAGAUGAAAGAGUUCUAGGCAGCAUUGAAAGCUCUUUCCAAAAGUUUCAUGCUUUUUUAGAUCUCCUGAAAGAUGCUGGGCUUGGACAGCUUGCAUCCAUGGCUGGUAUAGACCAAACAGACUUCGGCUUGUUGCAUGCUCCCCAAAUGACUUCUACUCUAACUAAGCCUCCACUGACCCCAAGGGAAAUGUCAUUUGAGGAAGAAAGGCAUGAACAUGUGCACAAUUUCACACGUACUGGCUCAGCUGCCGCCCCCAGCCCUGUCUCCUUCCAGGAAGACUUUGGUCCGUAUCAAGUUGCAAACAAUGUCCCUUCUGCUACAGCAAAAGUGCAAGGAUUUCAGGAGAUUGGUCUGUUCCAGGAAAGCUUACAGCAAGACAUGAAAGAUAAAAUGGACAGCUGGAGAAUGGAAGCAAAUGCGUCGAAAACAAGCCAGGCGGCAUCUUCGCAGAGGAGUGCCCAGUCGGUGGAGUUAAAAGCAAGAGAUUCCUCUACCAGGCACCCAGUUAUUGUUCGGCAUUCAGUGUCGGAUCCCAGUAUAAGUGUACAUAGUGGGUACAGUAACAGGUUCAGUUCCCUUCCAAGUGAGAACAGCAAGGUUUCUUCAAAAAGACUGCCCUUAACUGCAAACCUUGCUGCCCAAGGAGAUCAAAGUAUGCCUCUGGCUGCCCCUCCUGGAAAUGACACAGUCGGGUCUGAUUCUGAAAUACAAGAAGACAUUCAUUCUGUGGGAAGUCUUUGAAAACACACCAUUCAUUCCUACAAGGUGGUCCAUUCAUUGUGUUGGUUUCUUGGAAGAAAUGUACUGUUCAGAAAUGGUACGUGAUAUCCUACUCUCUCUAAAUACAUUUCACAUUUGUCCUUUUGCUACUUAAAUUUUUGCAAGAACCUCUUGGGAAGCAUUCAAGAAGACUGAGGGUGCAUUUUUCUUUUUAUAUGGUUUUAUAAAGGUUCCCAUGAGAUUCUGAUCAUUCUACUUCCAGUGUGUGUUAAUAUGCUACUAUAACUGAGUGAAUAAAAAUAUUUUUAACCUGUAGUCUAUUAUGUCUGUCGCUGCCUUGAUAAGAG
Messenger RNA from Pogona vitticeps (central bearded dragon), 2735 nucleotides. It is a transcript of the gene CEP78, whose product is annotated as centrosomal protein 78. Gene Ontology annotation, cellular component: centrosome; ciliary basal body. Gene Ontology annotation, biological process: cilium organization. Gene Ontology annotation, molecular function: protein binding. The record is from RefSeq and is a predicted model, not a curated record. Lineage: Eukaryota; Metazoa; Chordata; Lepidosauria; Squamata; Agamidae.